GAGCUACUUCCAUGUGGGCUUCCUGCUGUGGCUUGCUGAAUGAAGUCAUGGGUACUGGAGCUGUGCGAGGCCAGCAGGCUGGCUUUGGGGGAGGUGCUGGCCCAUUCAGAUUCGCACCAAAUCCAGACUUCUCGGCAUAUCCCUCUCCGGCUGCAGCGGGUGCGAACAUAGUUUGCAAAGCCUGUGGACUUUCCUUUUCAGUGUUUAGGAAAAAACACGUCUGUUGCGACUGUAAGAAGGAUUUUUGCUCAGUUUGCUCAGUGUUACAAGAGAACCUCAGAAGAUGUUCCACUUGUCACUUGCUGCAAGAAACAGCCUUUCAGCGACCUCAGUUAAUGAGAUUGAAAGUGAAGGAUCUGCGUCAGUAUCUGAUUCUCAGAAACAUACCAACGGAUACUUGCAGAGAGAAGGAAGACUUGGUGGAUCUGGUGCUGUGCCACCACGGGUUAGGCUCGGAGCAGGAUAUGGACGCCAGUCGCUUGCAUUCGUCACGCUCACAGACUUCAGGGUUUUUUACUCAUCCAUUUUCUAUGUCUGUAUCAGUGUCGUCUCAAGGAGAACUUGCCAACAGAAGGGGAAGCACAGGAAAUGGAGCACUUUUACGGGGACAAACCGAAACAUCUUCUAUAAAUAACGAAGAAGAAGAAAGUGCAGAAGAGCAGACCCCUGGAUUGUCCAGAAAGCGAGCGAGGGCGUCUUUGUCCGAUAUUUCCAGUCUGGAAGACAUCGAAGGGUUGAGUGUUCGGCAGCUGAAGGAAAUACUCGCGUGUAAUUUUGUCAACUACUCGGGAUGCUGUGAAAAAUGGGAACUUGUGGAAAAAGUGAGCAGACUGUACAGAGAGAGUGAGGAAAACCAGAAGACACAGGGUGAGAAGAUGCAGCUGAACGACGACGACGACAACCUGUGCCGGAUCUGCAUGGACGCCGUGAUCGACUGCGUGCUGCUGGAGUGUGGCCACAUGGUCACCUGCACCAAGUGCGGCAAGAGGAUGAGCGAGUGCCCCAUCUGCCGCCAGUACGUCGUGCGGGCCGUGCACGUCUUCAAGUCUUAGAACGCCACCAAAAAGGGAUUUUAGUCACCCUUCCAGG
Messenger RNA from Tauraco erythrolophus (red-crested turaco), 1089 nucleotides. The record is from RefSeq and is a predicted model, not a curated record. Lineage: Eukaryota; Metazoa; Chordata; Aves; Musophagiformes; Musophagidae.